AUGGAUGAAUCAAAGGCUGUAGGAACACCGUUGGCGGCUCACUUUAAAUUGUCCAAGGAACAAUCACCCAAGAGCGAAAAACAGAAAGAAUAUAUGAAGAAUGUACCUUAUGCAUCGGCAGUUGGAUGCUUAAUGUAUGCUAUGGUGUGUACUAGACCCAAUAUUGCUCAUGCAGUUGGAGUUGUGAGUAGGUACACGAGUAAUCCAGGAAAGCAACAUUGGGAGGCUGUGAAGUGGAUCAUGAGGUAUCUUCGGGGUACUACUGAUAUGUCUCUUUGUUUCAAGAGAGGUAGUGCUGAACUACAAGGAUAUGUUGAUGCAGACUUGGCAGGAGAUUAUGAUACUUGUCGGAGUACUACUGGUUAUGUGUACACUGUGGGUGGUGCUGCAGUAUCUUGGGUCUCAAAUUUGCAAGGGCAAGUGGCCCUGUCUACAACGGAGUCCGAGUAUGUAGCAGUCUCAGAGGCUGGUAAGGAGAUGGUGUGGCUAAAGGGUCUGUUGGAGGAAUUAGGUAAAAAGCAAGAGAAUUGUGCAUUAUACAGUGAUAGUCAAAGUGCAAUUCACUUGGCAAAGAACCCUGCUUUUCAUUCAAGGACUAAACACAUUCCUAUGAAGGUAUCUUCUGGUUCUUGGCUUGAGUCGCAAUCUGAUAUAAGUGGCCAUGAUCUUGUCGGCAUGGAAGCUUUCCGAAAUAGUUUAGGUCCUAACACUCUGGGAUGGUCCGGCUCCGAUUACUGUAAUUGGACCGGGGUAAUUUGUAACGAGGACAAUAGGGUCUCGUUCAUUACUAUCCGCAAAAAGAACCUAACUGGUUCGAUCCCAGCUUCUAUCGGAAAUAUCAAGUAUCUUAAGACAUUUGAUGUUUCCGAGAAUCAAUUAACUGGCCCCCUUCCGAGAUUUCGUGAUUUGCAAUUAUUGGAGCGGCUUUUAGCCAACAACAAUAAUUUCACUUCAAUCCCAGUAGAUUUCUUCUCAUCCGAUUUACCCACCUUGUUUUCUAUUGAUAUUAGUCACAACCCCUUUGCACCUUGGCGCAUUCUAGGCGCUGCUAGGGAGCUAGGGUUUUUUUCGGCCACGAACGCCAAUAUUAUAGGAAACCUGGACGCCUUUAGCCGCAUCAACUUUCCUAGUUUGGUGAAUUUAGACCUUUCUUACAACCAUGUCACUGGUACUGUACCAUAUGAAUUCACACAACUGCCUCAACUUAAGUACUUAGAUUUAUCGAACAAUUUACUUAGUGGUAAAGUACCUGAGUUUAGGGCAAAUGUUACUGUGAGGUUAGAGGGUAACUCUGUCAUGUCAUCGAGUUCCACUAGAAAGAUGAGUGCUAGGGUGCUUGUUGUAGUUCUGAUUGGGGCUACAACUGGACUAGUGCUUGUACUAGGACUUGUUGUUUUCUUCUUUAGGAGGAAACCCGGUGUUGUCCAACUCGAGGCUUCUAACACUCGAUCUACUGCUCCCGGCGAUAUUGAUGUUCCUGCUAUGGAUAGGAUUAGUAUUUCAGUUGAUGUAGUGAGGCACGCGACCAACAAUUUCAGCCGAGAUAAUUUAUUAGGGGAAGGGGGUUUUUCUAGUGUUUUUAGAGCGGAAAUAGAUGGGAAAAUAGUUGCAGUGAAAAUGAUGGGUAGAAUAAAAUUCGGUAGGGUAGCUGAUGAGGCAAUAAGGUCGUUUGAGCGUGAGGUUCACGUCCUCACCAAAGUGCGACAUACCAACUUGGUUGCACUUCUAGGAUACUGUUGGGACUCAGAAAUUAUGAUACUGGUCUACGACUACAUGCCUCAAGGGAAUCUAGGAAGGCAUCUUUUUCACUGGAGAGAUGAAGGGCUCCAACCCCUUGCUUGGGCCACAAGACUCAAUAUUGCCUAUGAUGUUUCAAGAGGGGUUGAAUAUCUCCACCAGUUUGCGAACCAGACAUUUGUUCACAGAGACUUAAAGCCUUCCAACAUUUUACUCACAGACGAUUUGCAUGCCAAAGUAGCUGACUUUGGACUGGUUCGCCCUCUUAGAUACUAUAAUGCCACAACUGAUACCACCCAACCAGGAGGAACCGCCGGUUACAAGGCUCCGGAAUAUGCUUUAUAUAGACAAAUAUCUGCCAAGGCAGAUGUGUUCAGUUUCGGAGUCAUCUUACUGGAGUUGACCACCGGUAAGAGGGCAGUUGAUAAAAGCUUCCCUGAGUCAGAUCCACACCUACCAACUUGGUUCUCCAACCAAGUCAUCAAUAAGGGCAAGGGCGGCAUUGUUUGGGAUGAACUCAAAAGGGUUAUUGACCCCCCUAUAGUUUCUACCGAUCCCAACAUUGUAUCCUCGUUUUUAGAAAUUGCCAAGCUAGCCAUCAGCUGCUGCAACAAAGAUCCCAAUCUGAGGCCCGACAUGACACAUGUUGUCAACAUAAUAGGACCGCUCGUGAAGCCCUGGAAGCCGUCGGAACCUGUUCCUGAAAAUUUGGACCCGGCCGCCGAUGGAACAGACUGGAGCAUUCCUCUCUCCGAAAUGGUCACGUGCUGGGAGCGUGGUGAACCUUCGGGUCAAGCCGGCAAAGUCCAUCUCGACUCUCGACUCAGAGUUCCUAGUUCACCUGAUUAUGAUGGUAUUGACACACAGAUGAGCUUCCAUAUGUCAUUGAGAUUGUAUGGUCUAUAUGCACCUGAAGGCUCGCUUGCUCUGAGGUUUUUCUUCAUUUUGUAA
Molecule: messenger RNA, 2688 nt
Organism: Rosa rugosa (rugosa rose)
Lineage: Eukaryota; Viridiplantae; Streptophyta; Magnoliopsida; Rosales; Rosaceae
Product: receptor-like kinase TMK3
Exons: 5
Coding region: 1-2688 (895 amino acids)
Biological process (GO): protein phosphorylation
Molecular function (GO): protein binding; protein kinase activity; ATP binding
Source: RefSeq, a predicted model, not a curated record